Messenger RNA from Oldenlandia corymbosa var. corymbosa, 2730 nucleotides. The record is from the annotation of a GenBank genome assembly. NCBI's taxonomy places the organism in Eukaryota, Viridiplantae, Streptophyta, Magnoliopsida, Gentianales, Rubiaceae.
AUGGAAAUGGAUGGCGUCGACAAUGAUGAUUCACAACCUGCAAUGAAGGAUGGAAUAGACAAGGAUGAUUCACUGCCUCUGAUUGUAGAGAUUGUUGAGGUUAAAAAGCCUAAACGCAUUGUAGUUAGUAGGCCAGGGUUUGGGACAUCUGGGCGAGCUAUAUCAUUACUUACUAACUCCUUCAAAGUUGCUGUCAAGCAUCCUGAUCAGAAUUUCUAUCAAUACAGUGUAUCUAUAAAAUCGGAGGAAGGAAAAACUAUUGAGAACAAGAGAAUUAGGAGAAAAGUUAUUGAUAAAUUAUAUCAAACAUAUUCUUCUGAACUAGAUGGGAAAAAAUUUGCAUAUGAUGGAGAGAAAACUCUUUACACUGUUGGACAUCUGCCUCAGAACUACUUUGAGUUUACAUUAGUUCUUGAGGAGGCUGUGGCUAAACAGGGGAGUCCUUCAAGUGCUGGGAGUCCGACUGAGACUAAUAAAAGGACAAAGCUUGUUCUACAAUCCAGAAAAUUUGAAGUGGGAAUUGCAUAUGCUGCAAAAAUACCCUUAAAAUCCAUCUCUCUUUCCCUUGAAGGAGCUGAAACAGCGGAUCUUUCUGAUGCACUAAGAGUUCUUGAUACUGUGCUGAGGCAGCAAGCUGCCGAUAGGGGUUGCCUUUUGGUCAGACAGUCGUUCUUUCAUGAUGAUUCGAGGUUCUUUGAUGAUCUUGGAGAAGGUGUUACCAGUUGUCGAGGAUUCCACUCAAGCUUUCGACCAACUCAAGGAGGCUUGUCCUUGACCAUGGAUGUUUCUACAACAAUGAUCCUGACACCUGGACCAGUAAUUGACUUUCUUCUGGCCAAUCAAAAUGCCAAAGAAGCUCGUUUUAUUGAUUGGGCAAAGGCAAGGAAAAUGCUGAAAAAUAUAAGGGUAAGGGCAACACACAGCAAGAAGGAAUUUAAGAUCACCGGUUUGAGUGAGAAUCCUUGUGAUCAGCAACUUUUUUCUAUGAAAUUGAAAAAUAAUGGUGGCGAUCAAGAUGGAGUCGAGACUACUGAGAUUACUGUUUAUGAUUAUUUUACAAAGAUCCGAAACAUUAAACUUCUUUCCUCAGCAUACAUGCCAUGCAUCAAUGUCGGAAAGCCUGAACGGCCUAACUAUCUGCCUAUGGAGCUUUGUUCAUUAGUUUCUCUUCAAAGAUACAAAAAAGCUCUAUCCUCGACGCAACGGGAAACUUUAAUUGGGAAUUCCAGGAAGAAGCCUCCUGAAAGAAUUCAAGUUAUAAUGGAUGCAAAAAGAAACUAUGGCUAUGAUGAUAAUCCUCUCCUCUCUGCCUGUGGCGUCUGCAUUGAAAAGCAGUUUAGUGAAGUUAAUGGCCGUGUCCUUGAGGCACCGAAGUUGAAGGUUGGGGAAGGCAAAGAGUUUCUCCCUUGUAAUGGACGGUGGAACUUUAACAAUAAGUUGCAAAUGCAAGGGUUUAAUCCCACCAAGAUAGCACAUUGGGCAGUUGUCAACUUCUCUUCCAGCUGUGACACCAGUUAUCUCUCCCGAGAGCUCAUCAAUUGCGGAAGAAAGAUGGGGAUUCAUAUUGAACGACCUUUUUCCUUGAUAGAGGAAGCUCCACAAAAUCGAAGACUGAGCCCUAUAACACGAGUUGAGAAGAUGUUUGAGCAGCUUAUGUCAAAGCUCCCUGAACCUCCUGAAUUUUUGCUAUGUGUGUUGCCAGAACGGAAAAAUUCUGAAUUAUAUGGUCCUUGGAAGAAAAGGAAUCUGAGCGAUCUUGGAAUUGUCACUCAAUGUGUUUCACCCAUCAAGAUUACCGAUCAAUACCUAAGCAAUCUGCUUCUUAAAAUUAAUGCUAAGCUUGGAGGCAUCAAUUCAUUGUUGUUAAUAGAGCGCCCCUCUCGUUUUCCAUUUCUCAAGGAUACUCCAACAAUGCUCUUGGGAAUGGACGUCUCUCAUGGAUCUCCUGGCAGAUCUGAUGCUCCAUCAAUUGCUGCUGUUGUUGGUUCUAGAUCUUGGCCACUGAUAUCACGGUAUGGAGCUGCAGUACGCACCCAACCAUCAAAGGUGGAAAUGAUAGAAUCCUUAUUCAAACCUUUGGCAAAUGGGGAAGAUGAUGGUAUAAUGAGGGAAUUGCUUGUGGAUUUUUACAGUUCAAGCGAUGGGCGCAAACCUGCUCAGAUUAUUGUCUUCAGAGAUGGAGUGAGUGAAUCACAGUUCAGUCAGGUUCUGGAUGUUGAGCUUGAUCAAAUGAUAAAGGCAUAUGCGCAUCUUGGUGAGGUUGACCUCCCAAAAUUCACUGUGAUUGUGGCUCAAAAAAAUCAUCAUACCAGGUUCUUUCAACGGAACGCACCUGAUAAUGUCCCUGCAGGUACUGUUGUGGACAAGGAUGUAGUGCACCCGAGAAACUAUGACUUUUACAUGUUUCCUCAAGCUGGGAUCAAAGGAACUUCUCGGCCCGUUCACUAUCAUGUCUUGCUUGAUGAGAUUGGUUUCUCUCCGGAUGAGCUACAGAACCUCAUACAUUCACUCUCUUAUGUGUAUCAGAGGAGUACAAGUGCAAUUUCAGUUGUGGCUCCUAUCCGUUAUGCACAUCUUGCGGCCAAACAGAUGGGGCAGUUCGUAAAUUUUGAGGAUCUUUCUGUAACUUCUUCGGAGCAAAAGUCUGAGAUCACAUCAGUCGGUAGCAGGCCUAUUCCAGAGCUGCCGAGGCUAGACGAAAGAAUUGCAGGAUCGAUGUUUUUCUGCUGA